Molecule: messenger RNA, 3712 nt
Organism: Spathaspora passalidarum NRRL Y-27907
Lineage: Eukaryota; Fungi; Ascomycota; Pichiomycetes; Serinales; Debaryomycetaceae
Product: divalent metal ion transporter
Exons: 1
Coding region: 133-1518 (461 amino acids)
Biological process (GO): iron ion transport; intracellular manganese ion homeostasis
Cellular component (GO): plasma membrane
Molecular function (GO): manganese ion transmembrane transporter activity; cadmium ion transmembrane transporter activity
Source: RefSeq, a predicted model, not a curated record
UAUCAAGUUACUCACGAUUCAUCAAUACAUUUUUCCGUCUCAGAAGUACUUAAAGGUUUCCUACCAAAUCCAGACGUGGUUGAUAUGUCAGAUAGAAAAGGAGGCAAUGGAUUAUUCCUUAGUUUGGCCAUUAUGGGAGCUACAGUUAUGCCACAUUCAUUAUAUCUUGGAUCAGGGUUGGUUCAAGCAAGAUUAAAGGAUUUCGACGUCAAAAAUGGAUUGUUCAAACCAUUGAAGGUUGGAUUUGAACCAUCUGAACAAACUCGACCUGAUAGUAUAGUUUCUUCAUCUACAGAAGUUAACGGUGAAGAUGAAUACGAUUUAACACCAUUGGCUACUCCAUAUAUUCAAGACCAGUACGAAAAAGAAGAUGAGCUGACUUUGAAUGUAGAAGAAGACGAUGACGAAGGUUAUCGUCCUUCAGUUCAAGCCAUUGACCAUACCAUGAGUUAUACAAUUAUCGAAUUGGUGAUUUCAUUAUUUACAGUUGCCCUUUUUGUCAAUGCUGCGAUUUUGAUUGUAGCAGGGGCUACCCUUGACAGUGAUAAGAUUCCUGGACACCUGAUGUUCCGUCGAGACGAGCACAGCGAUGGAAAUGAUAGUGAUUCCGAUAGCGACAGUGAUGGCGAGAACACCGAUUAUGGGAAUGCCGACUUGUUUACAAUUUAUCACUUGCUUUCUCGUCAUUUGUCGCCAACUGCUGGGUUUGUAUUUGCUUUGGCAUUGUUAUGUUCUGGUCAAAGUGCCGGUGUUGUUUGUACAUUAGCGGGUCAAAUGGUUUCUGAAGGGUUUUUGAAUUGGAGUAUGUCGCCAGUUGUUCGUAGAUUGAUUACUCGUGCAUUGGCUAUUGCCCCUUGUUUAAUUGUUGUGAGCAUGUCUGGACGUGAUGGUCUUGCAAGAACUUUAAAUGCCAGUCAAGUUGUAUUAUCGUUUUUGUUGCCUGUGGUUACUGCACCAUUGAUUUAUUUUACCUGUAGUAAAGAGAUUAUGAGAGUGCCAGUAUACACUAAGGAUGGCGAUGAAGAUGUUAUUUUUGAAGCGGGCACAGUUGAUGAAGAACGGGUUGAAAAUAGACCAGUGGCGUUGAAACAAACUCCACAAAAGCGAUUCAAGAGUUCCGAUUCUGCGAUUUUACUUCAAGAUUUAAGAAACUCACAUCCUUGUGCCGGAUGGGAAGAUGAUGAAUUAGACCAUGAACAUCAACAGCACGACGAGGAGAGAAGAUUAAUUGAAACUGCCGCCUCCGAAGCUGCAUAUUCACAAUCACAUUCAAUGAUGAAGACUGGAUCAGUCAGCAUCCCUGUAACCACCACCAUUUCCAAUGAUAACAACAAUACCUCACUUCCAAUUGAAAUCUUUGAAAAUGACGAUCAUGAAGUGUAUCGUAUUCAAGGAUACAAAGACUUUAGUAAUGGCCCUACGACAGCAUUCCUUGCGGUUUUGAUUUGGGGGUUCAUUACAGUGUUGAAUUUGUAUUUGAUUGGAAGUUUGUUCCUUGGAUAUGAUGUUCCAUUAUGAUUUUUUUGCAUGUUAGUUUAUUAUUUAUUUAUUUAUUUCUUUGGUUUCGUAUUCUGGUUUAAUAGAGACGUGUUAUUAGAAUAUAUACUCAUUUAUAAUUAGUUUUCGUAAAUCUUGACAUGUCAACUUUGAUUAAUUGUGGCGCGUCCGAUCAUAUCAACGCGACUAGAGUUCCAUACAGGAUCACAUUGAGUAUGUUUCCUUCCUGUUUAUCAUCUCACUUUGUGCACGCAAGCACAUCGAAUAUCCAAUAGGGAGUGAAAGGGAAGAAUACAAGGCUACAAUUCUGAAAAAUAAAAGGAUAGUUGCUAUACGCAAAUUAAACAAUCAGAUUAAAAUCUCGCAGAUCUCGCAAAAACAAAAAAAGAAAAACAACCUUUUGCAGUAUAAACACUGAACAACCAUGCCAACAGUACCUAGACUAAACCACACAAAUACACGAAUAGACCCAGGUUCUGUCGAUUCCAUACUUGAAAUCCUCCAAGAACCAGAACAGCGCACGCUUGUGGCUGACAAAUACGCCAAUUCCAAAAUUAUCGAUGCAGAAGUGAAAGCGUACGCCAAACUUGCUGGGAGUGAUUGGACUUACUACAUCAAGAAACUAAGUAUAAACAUAGGCCGAUCACUGCCCCAUGAUGGCCCCAAACAGGACAAUGUGGAUAUAGACUUGUAUCCGAAUCCGGCGGUUUCUCGACAACACGCAAUUAUCAGUUAUAACCUCCAUGUUCGAUGUUGGGAAUUGAAAGUGGUGGGCCGAAACGGAAUUAAGGUGGACGGACAUAAGAAUAGUACUAGUGUAGUGGCCCUAAGGUCAGGAUGUGUUAUAAAUAUCAUGGGAACAGAGAUAAUGUUCAUUGAAGCUAAUUCAAACAUUACUAUCCUGCCGAGAUUUGCGGCUUUGGUUGAACUGAUAAAUAGAAAAUCAGUGUUGUUGAAAGAUGAUACCCCACCACCUUACACAUACACCACAAUGAUCGCUCAAGCAAUCUUGGCAGAUCAAGAGGGAUUGUUACCAUUUGAUAAGAUAUACUCGUGGAUACUAAAUCACUAUCCUUAUUAUGAAUGUACACGAACAACUACGUCACUACAUAAAUCAAUUGCCCAUACCCUCAAUACCAACAAGGCAUUUGAAUCAGUCAAUGAAAACCCCAGUGACAAGACUCUCGCCAAAUGGCAGAUUAAUGAAAAAUAUAGAAAUGAUUUACUACUGUAUAUGCUGUUGGAAUAUCAGUUUACUAAGUUCCCCACCAUAGCCAAUUUUCAAGAUGCUUCGCUAAGACUUAGUAUACGCAAAUCAAAUCAAUAAACGUUAUUAUUAUUAGUUUUUACUCAAUAUAAACAUACUUAGUUUAAGCAUCGUAAGUAGUAGCGUGAACAUUACCACCUCUACCGGUCCAGUUGAUGUGGAUCCAUUCACCCUUCUUCAAUAAGUCAUUUUCUUGACCUGGCAAUACUUGGAAAGUGUGGGCACCGAAGUAAUCUCUUUGAGCUUGCAACAAGUUAGCUGGUAACCUGGCAGAUCUUAAACCAUCGUAGAAAGCUAAAGCAGUAGAGAAAGCUGGAGCUGGGACACCGUAUUCAACAGCCUUGGCAAUAGAAGCUCUCCAUCCGGAUUGAGCCUUGGUGAUAGCCUUGUUGAAGAAUGGGUGGAACAACAAGUUUUCCAAUUCUGGGUUUUCUCUGUAAGCAGCAGUGAUUUCACCAAGGAAAACAGAUCUGAUGAUACAACCACCUCUCCACAUCAAAGCAAUACCGGCAUUGUUCAACUUCCAACCAUAUUCCUUAGCAGCUUCGUUCAUCAACAUGAAACCUUGAGCAUAAGAGAUAAUCUUGGAAGCAUAUAAAGCUUGUUCCAAGUCAUCAACAAACUUCUUUCUGUCGGUGAUUGGAGAAGCACCAUCUUCAACGGUUGGACCAACCAAAACCUUAGAAGCGGCAACACGUUCUUCCUUUAAGGCAGAAAGACAUCUGGAGAAGACAGCUUCACCAAUUAAAGUAACUGGCAUACCCAAGUCCAAGGCAUUGACAGCAGUCCACUUACCAGUACCCUUUUGACCAGCAGUAUCUAAAAUCUUUUCAACCAAUGGCUUACCGUCGGUUGGGUCAUUGUAGUACAAGAUAUCCUUGGUGAUUUCAAUCAAGAAAGAGUCCAAGACACCCUUGUUCCAUUGAGUGAAAACAUCACCAAUUUCCU